This is a messenger RNA of Dendroctonus ponderosae (mountain pine beetle), 1122 nucleotides long. RefSeq names its product farnesol dehydrogenase. Gene Ontology annotation, molecular function: oxidoreductase activity. The record is from RefSeq and is a predicted model, not a curated record. Bases 168 to 926 code for a protein of 252 amino acids. NCBI's taxonomy places the organism in Eukaryota, Metazoa, Arthropoda, Insecta, Coleoptera, Curculionidae. The transcript is spliced from 6 exons.
AUUGCAAUUAAAGUUAGAACUAACUGGAAUGAAUAUAACCUUCAACCAUCACUUUCAUAAAUAAGUAGGUCGAGUCCAUUUUUAAGAAUCUGCAUAGUUAGAUAUUUAAGAGUUUAGCAGGUGCUGGUAAUGUGAUAUAACUGAAGACAACAAGUUGCAUAACAGAAAUGGUGCUUUCUAUCGACCAAUGGGUUGGAAAAUUAGCUGUUGUGACUGGAGCUAGUGCCGGGAUUGGUGCCGCUAUAUCUAAAAAGCUGGUGGAGUGUGGAAUAAACGUAGUUGGACUAGCAAGACGAACCGAAAAAGUGGAGGAAAUCUCUAAAACAUUAGUAAACCCAAAAAGCAAACUGUAUGCUAUUAAAUGUGACAUUACAAGUGAAGAUGAUGUUAAAUUAGCAUUCAAGAAAAUAGAACAGAUUGGUGCUAUUCAUAUUUUGAUUAACAAUGCUGGAACUUUGUCGCCGUCUCCUUUGCACAAUGGCGAAGUGUCUGAAUGGAAGAAAGUAUUAGAGACAAAUGUUCUCGGAACGUGUAUUGUAUCAAAGGAAGCCAUCAAAUGUAUGUCCAAGCACAAAAUAAAUGGGCAAAUAAUCAACAUCAACAGCAUCUUGGGCCAUCAUGUAUAUAACAUACCGAAACAGAGCAUUUAUCCAGCUUCCAAAUUUGCUCUAACUGCUCUAACCGAAACAUUAAGAUUGGAGUUAAUUGGUAUCGAUUCAAAAAUUAAAGUAACAAGUUUAAGUCCCGGUCCAGUUGAUGAGACCGAAUUCUUUGUGAAAAGCUCCAUGGGCAAAGAAGGAGAGGGCCCUUUAAAAUACUUUUUGAAUCCUGAAGAUAUCGUGAAUGGUGUGCUUUAUAUUUUGACUACUCCACCACACUUGCAUGUGGCAGAAUUAAUGUUGCGGCCAGUCGGAGAACCAUUGUAAUCCGAUGAGGAAAGAACACUGCUAACAUGUUCGUCUUCUUUUGCUUUUAAAAUUUGCAAAAUUGGUAUUAAUUUUAAAAUUAUAAUAAAAGUCCAAGAUUAAAGGUGAUUUUCAAAUGAAAAUGAAAGCGUGUCGUUUUACACAGUUAUAACAUGUUUCGAAGCUGAAAUAUUAAAACAGAUUCAACAGAAAAGUA